Poecilia latipinna (sailfin molly) is the source of this 1556-nucleotide messenger RNA. RefSeq names its product SWI/SNF-related matrix-associated actin-dependent regulator of chromatin subfamily A-like protein 1. The transcript is spliced from 10 exons. Gene Ontology annotation, cellular component: nuclear replication fork. The annotation marks the transcript as partial. The record is from RefSeq and is a predicted model, not a curated record. Lineage: Eukaryota; Metazoa; Chordata; Actinopteri; Cyprinodontiformes; Poeciliidae. Gene Ontology annotation, biological process: DNA repair; replication fork processing. Gene Ontology annotation, molecular function: ATP binding.
GCCUUCAGACGCUGGCUCCCCUCCCUGAGUCCCGACAGCAUCAACGUGGCGGUAAAGGCCAAAGAAAACAUCAGGUCUGGUUUGGUCAACAUCGUCAGCUACGACCUGCUGAGCAGGAUGGACAAGCAGCACGCAGGUCCUCCCUUCAAUGUCCUCAUCAUGGACGAGUCUCACUUCCUGAAGAACAUGAAGACGGCUCGUUGCAAAGCCGCCUUACCUCUGCUGAAGGCGGCGAAGAGAGUGAUCCUUCUGUCGGGUACCCCCGCAAUGUCCAGACCCUGUGAGCUCUAUACUCAGAUUCUGGCCGUCAAACCCUCACUCUUCCCUCGCUUCCACGAGUUCGGGGUGCGCUACUGUGAUGCCCGACAGCACCAGCAGAAGACUUGGGGCUGGGACUACUCAGGCUCCUCUAAUCUGGGAGAGCUAAAGCUGUUGUUGGAGGAGUGUCUGAUGCUGCGCCGCCUCAAGUCUGACGUCCUGUCCCAGCUCCCGUCCAAGCAGCGCAAGGUGGUCACGGUAACCAUUGAAGGGGUCAGCGGCCGCAUGAAAGCUGCCCUCUCGGCUGCAGCCAAGCAGCUGACCAAAAGUCAUCGCAGUAAAAUGGAGGAGAAGGAGGCUCUGCUCGUCUUCUACAACCACACAGCUGAAGCCAAGCUGCAGGCCAUUAUGGAGUACAUCACAGACAUGCUGGAGUGCGGCAGGGAGAAGUUUCUCGUGUUUGCCCACCACAAAUUAGUCCUGGAUCACAUCACCACCGAACUGCUGAAAAAGAACGUCAGCUUCAUUCGCAUCGACGGGGCGACUCCGUCAGCAGAGCGGCAGCAGCUGUGUGAAAAGUUUCAGUUUUCAUCCAAGUCCUGCGUGGCCGUGUUGUCCGUCACUGCAGCUAACAUGGGUCUCACCCUGCACUCUGCAGAUCUGGUGAUCUUUGCCGAGCUUUUCUGGAACCCAGGGGUUCUCAUUCAGGCGGAGGACAGGGUUCAUCGUAUUGGGCAGACUAGCAACGUCGACAUUCACUACCUGGUUGCCAAAGGAACUGCUGAUGAUCAUCUGUGGCCAAUGAUUCAGGCUAAAAUGAACGUGUUGAAAGAGGUGGGUCUGUCUGAAUCCAACCUUUUGGACAAAGCUGAGAACGAAAGCUUCCACUCAAAGGACCCGAACCAGAGGAGCAUCAUGGAGAUGUUCCAGAGAUCUUUCUCUGAGGAAGAUGAUUUCGAUGAGGCCAUCCUAAUGGAGGCUGCAAACGACUGGAAGGACACGCCACCAGAAGCGGAGGCUGCUCCGUCCUGCACUGGCACCAGUUUUAGCAAAGACACCCACAAAAAGACAAUGAAAGACUUCUUCACCAGAUGACUCUGGGAAAACUGCUGUAAAUUAAGAAACUGUUUAUUCCUUCACUGGAGCCAGACGUAGCUCCUGUUCUAUCAUGAUUCAAGUUAAAUGUUUCAGCUCUUUUGCAAAUAUAAAACACACUAGAGUUGAUCUUAUGUCAAAUGUAUGUGUUCUAACGAUUAAAGGAAAUGCCUAAAUAAAACUCAAAAGGGUCUAAAAUUGAA